UUCAAAUUUCUGUACUGACCAACCAUGCGGGGAAGGAAACAUCUGUAUGGCAAACGCAGUUGGGUAUUCCUGUGUCUGUCAGAGAGUUUCGAGUGGAUCAGCAUGCAAAGAUCUCUACCAUAAUUUCAGUGGAGAGGCUAUUACAUACAUAGACCGUCAGGUUUCCAUGUCAAGUGACAUUGAAUGUACCUUUGAUACUGAUUGGUGCGGGUGGACUCAGAUUCAGUUCGUAGAAAACCUUGAUUGGAAUAUGACCCAUGGAAAUGAGCCCUGGAAUUUCAUUGGUCCAUUCACAGAUCACACGGAGCCGGGAGUGGGUGGUCAUUACAUCUAUGCUGAGGCAUUGGAGGAGGAUACCCAAUACACUGCAGCACUCGCAAGUAGCAAGUUCUGGGGGACUAGGACUGACCAACGGCAGUGCUUCACCUUCUAUUAUUUCAUAUCCAGUGGUGAUAACGUUAACUUUACCGUGUACUUUGUGUCUGAGAACUUGACAAUACCCGAACCAGUCUGGACAUUACCGGGAAAGAUACUUAACAGAUGGCUCAUUGGUGAAUUUAAACUGGGUGCUGCAGGAUGGUUCAUCAUCGAGGCCAUGCUGGAUGGACAUCCCCUAGGAUUCAUCAGCGUCGAUGACAUCCAGUUUACUGAUUGUCUCUUGAACGGUAAUAUUGAAGAAGACAUUACCCUUGUACCUGGUAACGUGGUGUACAUGUCGUCACCAAACUUUCCAAAUGUUUACCCAAAUGAUGUAUCUCAGCUGUGGAACAUCACUGUACCAGAGGGGUAUGGAGCUCGCUUCGAUAUUGACGUCAUCAACAUUGAAGACCCGUUUGAGAGACUUGCUAUCGGCACUGGUCACGAUCCAACCGAUAAAAGCAGCAUCUUGGGAAGCUGGACUGGACAUCAUCUGCUCCAGAAUGUCACCAGGGUAUCUCUUCAGUACUGGGUGUCUUUUAAAAGUGAUCUAACCAUCAGAGAACAGGGCUUCGUCAUAGCAAUUUACCCAGUGAAGUUUGAAGAAUAUUUUAUGACAAUGGAAUGUGGGGAACUCCUGAACAUUACCUCCCCCAACUACCCAAUGACUUAUCCUCACAGUCAACUUCUUCUAUGGCUUCUCACCGCACCUCCUCAACAUGGACUCUACUUCCGUUUUGCAAGGUUUCAAACCGAAUCUCAACGGGACAUGGUGAUUGUUGGAACGGGGGAAUCCCCAUCCCCAGAUGCGGGCAUCCGACUUGCAGUACUCUCUGGAUUUAUUACUCCAAGUGAUAUUGUCUCUGAUGAUAAUAAAGCCUGGAUAAUGUUUAGGCCUGAUUUUGAAUCAACCGAGGCAUCGGGGUUUUUCAUAGAAGUUAGAACUGUUGAAAGACCAGAUUGUAAUGCAAGUAACGCUUUCCAGUGUCCUAAUGGACGAUGUAUCUCGACAGCAGCUCUGUGCGAUAAUUACAAUGACUGUCAGGAUUUCAUCGAUGAGGAAUAUUGUCCCAUGUGUGUGGAUGUUCCUGCAAGCUGUAAUCAGCUGUUGCCGUACAAUAUGACCUAUUUCCCUAACCAGCAUGCUACCAGUGCUGCAGAUGCUGACAACAUUUUGGGAAAGGUGACAAGCAGUUGCCCACAGGAUAGCAACCAUCUCCAACUAGCGUGCAACAUGUUGUUUCCAGAGUGUCCGCAUCAUGGACCUACUCGCCAGCCUUGUAAGUCAUCCUGCAUGGACGAGUUGGAACUAUGUGCAGCAGUCUAUGAGGCCCAGCACGGAGAGGAAUGGCCGCUUAUUUGUGAUUCGUUGCCUGAAACUGAGGAAGAUCUUUUGGGGCGAUGCACUGGACCUAGCGCAGAUAUUCUGCAUACUUCAAUUUGUGGAACAAGACCUGCUUAUAACCCUUACCAGCCUCGUAUUGUGGGCGGAGUCAAUGCACAGGAGGGGGAAUUCCCUUGGAUGGCUUAUCUCUACUCUGAAGAUUAUGGUCAAUACUGUGGAGCAACUCUCAUCUCAUCAGAAUGGAUUGUAACUGCUGCCCACUGUCUCUGGGGUAUAACUGAUCUACUAGACUCAGUCAUCAUGGGAGACCUUCAUCUAUCAAUUAAUUCAGAGCAUCAUCUUGCAAUCGCCCCUGAUGACAUCUUCAUUCAUCCUGAGUACAAUGAUACCACAUUGAAUGCAGACAUUGCUUUGAUUAAGCUUUCUGAGCAUGUAUCUUUCUCCGAGUAUGUUCGACCAGCAUGUCUAUCGCAAACUCUUCAUGAAGAUACAGAUUACACAACAUGCAUCAUUGCUGGUUGGGGUAACACUGAACAUGAUGAGGCAGACAAUCUUCAGAAAGCUUCUGUGAGGUUGAUCGAGGUUGAGCGUUGCAAAGAACUCUACGAGGUGCCUGAUGAUUAUGAUACCGGAUAUCUUGUAUGUGCUGGUUUUGAAAGAGGUGGAAUAGAUACUUGUCAGGGUGAUAGUGGUGGUCCUUUGGUGUGUGAAGGUGCUGAUGGGAGAUGGCACCUGACAGGUGUAACAAGCUUUGGUAACGGGUGUGCUGAUCCAGGCUUUCCAGGAAUCUAUGCAAGGGUUUCAACUUUACUCCCUUUCCUGGAAUCCAUCUUACUUAAAUACUUGGAGACUAUCUCGUUACAAGACCAAGAUGAUGAAGUACAAAUAACAAGCCCAGGCUAUCCCGAGUUGUACGAUGCUAACAUCGAUAAGACGUGGUACAUUGUUGCUCCUCACGGGUACAGCAUUUUAGUUGCAUUUCUCGUCUUCAGAGUGGAGUCGGGCUACGACGUCCUCACUGUUUAUGAAGGAGUGACCAGUGAUGAAGAGGAAAGAGUAGUAUCCUACAGGCUGUCAGGAUACCUUCCACCACCAAGUUUUACAUCAUUUGGCUCUCACGUCUGGUUACAGUUCACCUCUGAUAACACAGUCCAAGAUCAAGGCUUCCUCCUUGUGGUCAGCCUUGUUAAAGGAAUAGACUGCAGUGAUGCUGACAUGUUCAAUUGUUCAAACGGACGAUGUAUCCAUUUAAAUUUUACCUGUAAUGGAUUUAACGAUUGCGUGGAUUUUUCUGAUGAAGAUUUUUGUCCCCCAUGUGAAGAGAUUCCAGAGCCUUGUCGAAGCCUUGUUCGGUAUAGCAAUACUUACUUUCCAAAUGCAUAUUCGGCGAGUGAGCAAGACUCACUGGCAGCACUGCAGCUUUUAACCAAUCAGUCUGGACUUGACCAAUGCCAUGAUGGAUUGAUGGAGCUAGUAUGUAGCGCUUACUUCCCUGAAUGUAUCCACAAUGGACCGACCAGAAGACCUUGUUUGUCAGAAUGUCUUGAUGUUACUAAUGCUUGUGAACCCCUCUAUGAAGAAAUGGUCGGACAGCCAUGGCCAAUCAACUGUACUCACUUUACGGAUUCACAACCGGACAAUGAGGGCUCUUGCUUAGGAGGUCGUGGGGAUUAUUUCAACACAACGAUAUGUGGCACUCGUCCUGCAUAUACCCAAGACCAGUCUCGAAUAGUGGGUGGAACCAACGCUAAGGAAGGGGAAUUCCCCUGGAUGGUCUACCUCUAUGAUUAUGAUCGUGGUCAAGUCUGUGGUGGUACAUUGAUUGCUCCUGAAUGGAUUGUCACGGCUGCACAUUGUGUAGUGGACAUUCCUUACACGGUAGAUCACAUCAUAUUGGGGGACCUGCUUCUCUCCUCUCCAUCGAACCACCAUCUGAACCUUUCCCUUGCUGAAAUCAUUGUCUAUCCCGGAUACAAUAUUGAGACAGCGGAUGGUGAUGUCGCCCUCAUCAGAUUAUCUCAUCCAGUCAGCUUCACAGAUUACCUGAGACCUGCGUGUUUGGCGGAGUCAGCUGAAGAGGUUCAGGAUUAUAAGAGGUGCACUGUCAGUGGAUGGGGUGACACUGAAUCAGACUUUAUUGCAGACGUCUUACAGAAAGCUGUUGUAGGUCUAAUACCUCAGGAGACGUGCGCACGACUGUAUCCUGGUGAAACCACCGAUCUUAUGAUGUGUGCAGGAUAUGAACGUGGUGGAAUUGAUACAUGUCAGGGAGAUAGUGGUGGUCCAUUGGUUUGUGAAGGAGAAGAUGGCCGAUGGCAUCUCGUUGGAGUGACCUCCUGGGGUGAGGGAUGUGCCGAUCCUGGAUAUCCCGGAAUAUAUGCCAGGGUCUCUCGGUUCAUUUCGUUCAUUACUGAGGCUGUGAAACAAAAUGAUGUCGUAUUACCUUCAUCUGAACCAGACUUCAUUCAGAUAAACCUCGGCAUUGGAGAACCUUAUGAGAUAACCUCACCAAAUUAUCCGGAGUUGUACCCAAAUAAUCUACACCGAAUAUGGGAGAUUGUGCCACCAUUGGAUGCGGCCAUACUCAUCCAUUUCAUUGAUUUUGAAUUAGAAGAUCCUUAUGACUUCUUAUACAUAUACAAUGGAGAAACAUAUUCCAAUGAAACACUGGUUGCAAGGAUAACAGAUGUUAAUCGACCAAGAGAUUUGGCUGAGGUGACUUCCAAAAUGUGGAUACGUUUUCAGAGUGACUCCGCUGUCGGUCGACACGGGUUCCGACUCACGCUUACUGCCAUACGAGUUCCUUACAAUGGAUCAUGUGGACUAAGCUGCUGUACCGAUCCAUUAGAAAGCUGUAAUCGUGGUGACUGCUACUGUGAUGUGCAAUGCUUUUCAUCUGGUGAUUGCUGCUGGGACUUCCAAGAAAACUGUCAUGUCCAGGCUACUCCAACUCCAUAUUUCUUUUAUAGUACACUUAGUCCAGGGGACAGGGUUGACCUUGAGUUAGGAGAGACUGCGGUUAUAACAUCACCAAACUACCCUCAAAAUUACCCAAACAACGCAGACAUUUUGUGGAAUAUCCAUGUUCCUUCCAGCUACAGAGUCUUGCUCCAAUUCAUUGCAUUUAAUACAGAGGAUGGAUAUGACUUCCUGUACGUGUAUGCAGGUCGGGACCCUGAAACCAUUCUCACAGGGAGUAGGAAUUUUGAUGACAUUAUAUCAUCAGGUUCUUUCAUGCAGCUGAGGUUUGAAACUGAUGGUAUUGUUGGGCGAUAUGGGUUUAGUCUUCAACUAAGUAUGGUGCACGAAACAGAGCUGGCAAGUUGUAGCAAUGGGGAAGAAAUACCUAUUUCAUUUAUUUGUGAUGACGUGCUGCAUUGUCCAGAUGGAGGGGACGAGUCCAACUGCCCUCCCAUCAUACUAGCCAACGGAGAAAGUGCAACCUUUGUGAUGUCUUCCAACCCCAACUUCGUCCAAGAGUCAUCCCUUGAACGGUCAUUCCUAUCCAACGACUCAAGCCUUGCUUUGGUCGUCAUGGUGGAAUUCAUCCAUCUGUUGCCUGGUGAUGUCAUAGUAAUCAGUACCGUUGAUGCAGAUGAGGAUUUUGUGUGGGCCAUGGAAGGACCACUUUCACAGGAUUACAGUCAGGCCGCUGACAAGGUUUUCACCCACGGGCAUAUCGUUGUCCAGGCAACCACCUUAAAUGGAACCAGGGAUGUUAUGUUACAGGUCACAGCUACUCAUCUACAAGACAUCACAAGCUGUGAAGGUAGUGACAGACUGAUUGUUCCACAGAUGGUAUGCGAUGGCAUUGUUGACUGCUCUGACUUCACUGAUGAACAGGACUGUGGUCCUUUGAAAACCAUUUCGCUUAACCUCGGAGAGAUAGCUACUAUUCAAAGCCCUGGAUAUCCACGCUUUCUUACGACAUCUUUGCCUCUCCGAAUGGUAUGGACAAUACAAGUUGCGUCCCCUUCGCGGAUUGUAGUAAAUGUAUCGAGUUUGGUGACUAAAGCAUCACACAUGCUCAUGGUAGGCUCCGGUCUAGAUGACAGAGAUGAGAGCAGUGUUCUGUUCAAGAUUUCUGGCAUCCCAUUUUAUGAUGAGUAUGGUGUCAGACUUAGGAAAAUAAGUCCCCCAGGAAACUCAAUGUGGAUCAGUAUAGAAAAGCCUUAUACAGAUUCUCCGUCAGAACUAGUUCUGGCUGCAUACAUCGAAGCAGUGACUGAAGAAUCAUUGCAAUGUCCACCAAGUCAACUAUCCUGUGGAGGUAUUUUCCUAGGCUGUUACGAUGAGACAAGCAGCUGUGAUGGAUAUAAUGAUUGCUUUGAUGGUUCAGACGAAGAUUGUGCUUGCCCUGGUAUUCUGGAAGUAAGAUCUGGUCUUACCAACACCUGCUUGCAUCGUAGGAAUUUCUGUGAUGACGUAGUUAAUAGUGGAGAUGAUGAAAGCGAUUGCACCUUUGUAUGUGAUAAUGGUCGCGUUGUCAGUGAACGAUUUGCAUGUGAUGGAUACAAUGACUGUGGAGAUUUUACAGAUGAACCUCCGGAAUGCAUAUGUGCUGCAAAUCAGUUUGAUUGUGGAGAAAGAUGCAUUUCUAUUAAUGACGUUUGUAAUGAAAACGUUGACUGUGCAAACGGUGCCGAUGAAGCAAAUUGCAUAUGCAAGAGCUAUGAGUUCCAGUGUGAUGACGGCCAAUGCAAGCCAUACUGGGAACGUUUAGACGGCAAAGAUGACUGUGAUGACGGUUCAGAUGAAAACCAAGAAAAUUUCAGGGAAUGCCCUGGAUAUUAUUUUCAGUGCAGAGACUUCUCCCAAUGCCUACCAGUGAACUAUGUGUGUAGUGGCUACAGAGAAUGUAAGGAUGGCAGUGACGAGUGGAAUUGUUUCUGGUCUCAAAAUACCACGAUACCACCUUUUAUAGAACCGACCGAAUCACCAAUCCCAACGGGACAGUCUCCACCACUCUCAUUUAUUCCAUUUGAGGAUUGUGGAUUACGGCCAGCUCUUGAGAUCCAUCGGGUCACCCAUGGUGAGGAUGUGACUGGGCUUGGGGAAUGGCCUUGGCAGAUUGCACUCUACACACCAACCGGUCAGUUUUCCUGUGGAGGAAGCAUUAUCACUCCAGAGUGGAUCCUCACUGCGGCUCAUUGCGUAGAAGACCCAGCCGCCACUUACUAUAUCAAGGCUGGUAGCUUGACUUACCCCAGGUUUGAAGGAGGUGGACAACUCCGAGACGUUGGGCAGGUCAUCAAACAUCCUCUAUAUAACCGGGGAACACUGAUAAAUGAUAUCGCUCUCCUCAAGCUCGUUACCCCUCUCAACUUGACUAAUGAGGUGCAGCCUGUAUGUCUUCCUUCAGCAGAUGAAUCUAUACCAAAGCCUGAAGAAUACGUCACAUUCACAGGAUGGGGCAGCUUCACUGAAAGAAACAGUGCCUUGCCUGAUUUGCUCCAGGAGGGACGAAUGCCUGUAGUACCAAACUACUUCUGCGAUCAUUACAUCUCUGUGCUUUCUGUUGAACCAACAAUGUUCUGCACCAUGUACCAUGAAGGCCUCCAGGGAGUAUGCACUGGUGACAGUGGUGGUCCUAUCGUCCAGGAGAUCAAUGGUCGUUGGACACUGGUUGGGAUCUCUAGCUGGGUAGAGAUUUGUGGGACACCAUAUAUACCCAAUGGAUUCACCCGUGUGUCAAGCUUCAUUGACUUCGUACAAUCCAUGAUGACCCAAAACUGAAAUAAUGCAUGUAUAUGUAAGAAACUUCAGUUUGAUAUUUGAACACAUACUUUUAAGAUAGAUUAGAGCUAUGUUUUUGUAGGUGAGCAAACAAUCUUUUCCAGAAGUCUUUAAAAUCAAUUUUAAUUGUAACCAUAUCAUCAUAGCUCUAGUUUUUGUACUUUUGACAUGAUCCUAACUCUCUGAUAUCUUGAAAUCUAAGCUUAAGAAUUAAUGACUACACUAACGAUCACUAGAUGGGACAGUGUACAGGAAUAACACCUUAGUGGCUGGAAAGUUAUGCAUAUUUUGUCAAUUUCUCAUUCUCAGUAAUGAUACUUUUGCACAAGGUGACAUAUCAUUUACUUAUGAUGUAUACAAACACUUGGAUGGUCAUAGGAUUCUGUUUUAACUAAUUUUGGAAUUAUUACUAUG
Molecule: messenger RNA, 7912 nt
Organism: Lytechinus variegatus (green sea urchin)
Lineage: Eukaryota; Metazoa; Echinodermata; Echinoidea; Temnopleuroida; Toxopneustidae
Exons: 39
Coding region: 47-7498 (2483 amino acids)
Biological process (GO): proteolysis
Cellular component (GO): membrane
Molecular function (GO): protein binding; serine-type endopeptidase activity
Source: RefSeq, a predicted model, not a curated record